GGCCCUCUGUGUAGAUUAAACCUGCGCUCCCUGUUUCCCAUUUCCACAGCCGAUGCCCGGGGUCGCUGCGGGCGUUAAAAUCCCCGCACCGCGCCCUCCAUCCCAGGUGUAUACAGGCCUCACGGUGUGGGUCCGGAAUCGCUUCCCUUUGGGUUGAAGUCGCUCUGAGGCUGCUCCCUGUCCCCGGCCCUUUGCUGCUUCCUCCCGCUUAAAACCUUUUUCUGACCCCUCCUCCAGCCCCGGGCUUUUUAAAGUCCUCACCCAAGAGGUGGAUUCCCGUCCUGGGCGCAUCCCAGCCUUGCCCUCGUCGGCCCCUGGAGCGCAGCGCCCCAGAGCCCGCGUGCUCUGCGUGGUCCUGGGAUCCUGCAGACCCCACCCCUGUCCGAAGGUGCCGUCGCCCCCCACCUCCCUUCUCCUCGUGCCAGGCCCUGCUGCUCCCCAGGCCUCCCCUGAGCCCGCGUUGGGGAGGUGCUCAGGGCCUGUCCUGUGACACCCGGUGUUCUUGCCUGCCCCUCUCCACUCCCUGGAAAAUGCUCUCCUCCAGGAUCCAGGCAUCUUACCCCAAACCCUCUUGUGAAUGUGUGGGCCAAAGGGAUCGGGAGACAGAGAGGGACAGAGAGAGCAGUAGAAAACCUGAGACAGAGGAAGGAAUGAGGGAAACCAAUAAACAGAUGGCAAAGUAGAGGAUGGUUAGAGAUUUUCAAAGAGACAGUAAGAGUGAAAGAAGCCAAGAAAGUAGCAAGGAGAGAAAAGUAACUAGGCACAUUUCGAGAAAACGCACAGUAUUCAGAGAGAUGAAGGACAGCAAGGUAGGGCGGGGGGCAGCAAAGGGGGAGGCUCCUCAGAUAGAGAGUGGGGGAGAGGAGGAGUGAUUUGGAGCCAGGGCAGACAGAGCAGUGUGGUGCUGGGACAAAAAGAAGGGACAGCCGAAGACAAGGAGAGCAGAGGGAGAACCACAGCACGGGGAGGCCUGGGAUCUGGGGUUGCCAAAGAGUGGGGACAAGGGUGUGUAACAGGGAAAAGGGAAUUUAACACGGGGCGCUGAAAUGGGGAACAAAGAGCCAGAAAUAUGUGGAGAUUGGGACGAUGAAAAGAUUAGGAAGAAAGAGGAAUAUGAAGUGAAACAAAUUGCAAGACUGGAAAGAACAGGUGGAAGAGAAGAAAUGGAAGAAGGGGAGAAACAGCAGGAGAGGAGAGAGGCUCAAAAUGAGCAGAAUCCUAGGGAGAAAAUAAAGGGGAAGGAAAGAGCUAGAGAAAGAAGGUGAGAAUGAGAGCUAUGUACGGAAUGAGGGAGGGAAACACACCGUAAUGAGGAAAGAGGAGGACCCUGGGUCCAGCAUUGACCUCUAAAGACUCUUGGCACAUGAGGAAGAAACCCGGAAGAAGAGAGCAAAGGAGUCCGGAAUGGCUUUUACUCAGGGACAGUUGACAUUCAGGGAUGUGGCCAUCGAAUUCUCUCAAGAGGAGUGGAAAUGCCUGAAUUCUACACAGAGGACUUUAUACAGGGACGUGAUGUUGGAGAACUACAGGAACCUGGUCUCCCUGGAAUAUUAUCUCAUGCGGGAGCACAGGAAAGAGCCCUGGACCAUGGAAAGCCAAGUGCAAAUAGCAAGAAAACCAAAAGGGUGGGAAUGGAUCAAAGGUGUGAAAAUAGAUCUCUCUCGUAACUGUAUGAUCAAGGAAUUAGCACCGCAACGGGAAAGUAACAGAGAAGAAGUAUUCCACACAGUGACAUUGGAACAACAUGAAAAACAUGACAUUGAAGAGUUUUGCUUCAGGGAAAUGAAGAAAAAAAUACAUGACUUUGACUCUCAGUGGAGAGAUAAUGAAAGAAAUUACAACAAAGCGACUAUGGCCGCAAAAGAAAAUCUUACUUGUAGAAGAGACCAACAUGAUAGAAGUGGUAUAGAAAACAAGUCUAUUAAAAAUCAGCUUGGAUUAAGCUUUCUACCACAUCCCCCUAAACAGAAGCAAUUUCAAGCUGAAGGGAAAAUGUAUGAAUGUAACCAUGUUGAGAAGUCUGUCACCCAUGGUUCCUCAGUCUCAGCACCCCAAAUAAUUUCUUCUACCUUCAAAACCCAUAUUUCUAAUAAAUAUGGGACUGAUUUCAUCUGUUCUUCAUUACUCACACAAGAACAGAAAUCAUGCAUCAGGGAAAAACCUUACAGAUACAAUGAGUGCGACGAAGCCUUGAAUCAUGGCUCCCACGUGAUUGUACAUCAGGUAAGUCAUUCUGGAGAGAAACGAUAUAAAUGUGAUCUAUGUGGCAAGGUCUUUAGUCAAAAAUCAAACCUUGCGCGUCAUCGGAGAGUUCACACUGGAGAGAAACCAUACAAAUGUAAUGAAUGUGACAGAAGUUUCAGUCGCAACUCAUGCCUUGCACUGCAUCGGAGAGUUCAUACUGGAGAGAAACCUUACAAAUGUUAUGAAUGUGACAAGGUCUUCAGUCGCAAUUCAUGCCUUGCACUACAUCAGAAGAUUCACAUUGGAGAGAAACCUUACAAGUGUAAUGAGUGUGGCAAAGCCUUUAGUGUGAGGUCAACACUUAGCAACCAUCAGGUAAUUCAUAGUGGCGAGAAACCUUACAAAUGCAAUGAAUGUGGCAAGGUAUUCAGUCAGACUUCAAGCCUUGCAACUCAUCAGAGAAUUCACACUGGGGAGAAACCAUACAAGUGUAAUGAAUGUGGUAAAGUCUUCAGUCAAACUUCAAGCCUUGCAAGGCAUUGGAGAAUUCAUACUGGAGAGAAACCUUACAAAUGCAAUGAAUGUGGAAAGGUUUUCAGUUAUAAUUCACACCUUGCGAGUCAUCAGAGAGUUCAUACUGGAGAGAAACCUUACAAGUGUAAUGAAUGUGGCAAAGCCUUUAGUGUGCAUUCGAACUUAACUACCCAUCAGGUCAUCCAUACUGGAGAGAAACCUUACAAAUGUAAUGAGUGUGGCAAAGCCUUCAGUGUGCAUUCAAGCCUAACUACCCAUCAGGUCAUCCAUACUGGAGAAAAACCUUACAAAUGUAAUGAAUGUGGUAGAUCCUUUAGUGUGCGCCCAAACCUCACUAGACAUCAGAUAAUCCAUACUGGAAAGAAACCUUACAAAUGUAGUGAUUGUGGGAAGUCCUUUAGCGUGCGCCCAAACCUCUUUAGACAUCAAAUUAUCCAUACUAAGGAGAAACCUUAUAAAAGAAAUUAGUAUGGCAAGGUCUUCAGUCAAAGUUUAAAUCUUGUGAGUCAUCAAAGAAUUUAUACCAGAGAGAAACUAUACAAAUAUAAUAAAUGUGGCAAGGUUUUCAGUCACGAUGAACUCUUACACAGCAUCAGAGAAUUUCAUUCUCGAGAGAAUCCUUACAAGUAUGGCAAACCCUUCAUCACGAGUUCAAGCAUUCAUUGAUGUCAGAGUCCAUGCUAAAGAGAAAUCAUAUAAACCUAAGUAUGUGACAGAGGCUUCAUUUAGGUCUCACAACUCACUAGAUAUCAAAAUGUAUAUACAUCUUUGUAUAUUUUGUGCAUGUUGAAGCUAUUAACCAAGGAUCAAAACUGUCAGACAUCCAAGGAUUUAUGUGAGGAAUAAUUCAGUCUAGUGCUGAUAAACUUUUCAUAUAUAUUGUAGAACAACUGCAAGUUCAAAUGUGUUAAAACUCAUACACAACAUGAGACAUAUUAAAGGUUGCAGGAUGUUUGAAGUCA
Chlorocebus sabaeus (green monkey) is the source of this 3680-nucleotide messenger RNA. It is a transcript of the gene ZNF415, whose product is annotated as zinc finger protein 415. Gene Ontology annotation, cellular component: nucleus. NCBI's taxonomy places the organism in Eukaryota, Metazoa, Chordata, Mammalia, Primates, Cercopithecidae. Gene Ontology annotation, molecular function: RNA polymerase II cis-regulatory region sequence-specific DNA binding; DNA-binding transcription factor activity, RNA polymerase II-specific. Gene Ontology annotation, biological process: regulation of transcription by RNA polymerase II. The record is from RefSeq and is a predicted model, not a curated record.